Messenger RNA from Sceloporus undulatus (fence lizard), 1531 nucleotides. Its product is annotated as protein ABHD16B-like. Lineage: Eukaryota; Metazoa; Chordata; Lepidosauria; Squamata; Phrynosomatidae. Bases 158 to 1474 code for a protein of 438 amino acids. Gene Ontology annotation, biological process: phosphatidylserine catabolic process; monoacylglycerol catabolic process. Gene Ontology annotation, molecular function: glycerophospholipase activity; monoacylglycerol lipase activity. The transcript has a single exon. The record is from RefSeq and is a predicted model, not a curated record. Gene Ontology annotation, cellular component: endomembrane system.
CCCCUCAAAAAAUUCUGGCACACCUCUGUCUCCCCUUCUGGCUUCGACAUUCAUGGAGUGUUGCUCUCAGCCUAGUUCCCUUAUCAGCUCUUCAGCCUCUCCCCCGCCUUUCAUCCUUUAACUGAUCCUGUUUUCUUCUGCACUAAAGAGCUCCACUAUGUGUUUCAAAAUCAAAGGAUGCCUGAUGAUCAAGGACAGCAAUUUAUUCAAGAAAUGGCCAGUGGAAUAUCGUUGGGAUGAGCCCCAGGGCAGCGAGAGUACCUUCAAUGCUUGUUGCAGCAGAACCACUGUCAACCCCAACAGCAACAUCGCAACAACCUCCCAUGAUGAAGGGGUGAAAGACAGGAGGACUAGCAUCUUCGACACCAUGAGGCAUCACUCUAGCAAAUGUGCCAGAUACAUGUUAGCACAUUCCAUUGGCCGCUGCCUGCUUUACCCUGGCUCGGUAUGCCUCUUUAACAGAAUCCCUCUGUCUUUAGUAGUGCAUGGCCGGAUGCGUCUCAUUGAGGAAUUUAAUGGGAAACGGGCCAAGCUGAUCGCUCGUGAUGGUAAUGAGAUUGAUACCAUGUUUGUGGACAGGAGGAAGAAGAAAACACUGGAAAACAGGAGGAUGAAGUUGGUGAUCUGCUGUGAAGGGAAUGGCAGUUUCUAUGAAGUGGGCUGCAUUUUCACACCCCUGAAGGCCGGCUACUCCGUUCUCGGGUGGAACCACCCUGGCUUUGCAAGAAGCACAGGGAAGCCCUACCCUCAGAAUGACAUCAAUGCCAUGGACGUCGUCCUCCAGUAUGCUGUCCGCCGCCUGCAUUUCACUCUGCCAGACAUCGUCAUCUAUGGUUAUUCCUUAGGUAGCUACACAGCCACAUGGGCAGCCAUGACUUACCCAGAGCUGGGUGCUUUGGUGCUAGAUGCCUCUUUUGACAGCUUACUCCCUUUAGCCAUGAAAGUGAUCGCAGAGAGUUGGAAGAACCUGGUGCUGCAGACGGUGAUAGAGCACUUCAACCUCAACGUAGCUGAAAUGCUGUGCAGGUACCAGGGACCAGUGUUGCUGAUCCGGAGGACUCUGGACGAAGUCACCAGCACCCAGUUCGAUCCAGAGACUGAUCUCCCCAUCGCCCGAACAAACCGAGCCAAUGAACUGCUCUUGCAGCUAUUGCGGUCCCGCUAUCCCAAAGUCAUUGCAGAGGAAGAGGAAGCUGUGUACCAUUGGCUGGGAGCCGACUGCCCUCAUAUGGAAAUCCUCAUCUAUAAAUUUUUCUAUAAGGUUGAUGAAGAGUGGUGCCUCCAAAUACUUAACAGCUACAAAGCCAGCCUUGGAUUGAACACUGCCUUCCCAUGGAAAGUGGGGGAAGGCCUGACGCCCAUCCAGAAGCGGGAGUUGGCUUUGUUCCUGGCCAAGAAGCACCUGAAGAACGUCGAGACAACACAUGGAAGAACUUUGCCACCGGAUGAAUUUGAGAUGCCCUGGAAGCUCUAGUGGGGCUGGGGAGGUGGUGGUUUGAUUGCAGAAAAAGAAGAGCGAGAGAGAAAUAAA